CUUUCUUCCCCCUGCAAACUCCACUGAUACUCCAAAGAAUAAUAAUAUCUCCAUUUCAAUUCCAACACAGUAAAAAGGGUGAAAACAAGAAAUUUAAAAUGCUUCGAUUUAUUUGCAUUGAGCUGAUUUUGGGAGCAUUCAUGGCUUCCGAUUGAUUAGUUCUUUCGUUUACUGUGUUCACGUGCAUGUUUGGUUGUGUAUAGAACAGUGGCAGCAACUUGUUUGUGAUGAGGCACUCGGGGAUAAUUUAGAGGGAUAGAGUGGGCCGGGAUUGAGGGGCAACAGCUAUGAGUUGUGGUGGUAAGAGCAAAGGGAAAAGGGACGAGGCUGAGCACGGGAGUCUCGGCCGGAAAUCAGUUGAAGCAGUUUCAUACAAAGGACCGAGCACUGCCCCUGUGGAUUUAUGCAUUGAUGAGAGAGUUCUUGUUGACCCCAAGUCCCUUUUUAUCGGGACGAAAAUUGGUGAGGGAGCUCAUGGUAAAGUUUAUCAAGGAAGGUAUGGUGACCGUAUUGUUGCCAUUAAAGUUCUCAACUGUGGCAAUACAUCGGAAGAGAGAUCAGUCCUUGAGAGUCGUUUUGUUCGGGAAGUCAUGAUGAUGUCUAAAGUAAAGCAUGACAACCUUGUCAAGUUUAUUGGAGCUUGCAAAGAUCCUCUAAUGGUGAUAGUUACGGAGUUGUUGCCGGGCAUGUCUCUUAGAAAGUAUCUGGGCAGUAUACGUCCUAACCAGUUGGAUCUGCCUGUUGCGCUAAAUUUUGCUCUCGAUAUUGCCAGAGCCAUGGAUUGCUUACAUGCAAAUGGCAUCAUACAUAGGGACUUAAAACCUGACAAUUUGCUGCUUACGGAGAACCAGAAGUCUGUGAAGCUUGCGGAUUUUGGUCUUGCGAGAGAAGAAACUGUCACUGAGAUGAUGACUGCUGAAACCGGGACCUACCGCUGGAUGGCACCCGAGUUAUACAGUACCGUUACACUUCGGCAGGGGGAGAAAAAGCACUACAAUAAUAAAGUUGAUGUUUAUAGUUUCGGGAUUGUGUUAUGGGAACUACUCACCAACCGUAUGCCAUUCGAGGGGAUGUCCAAUUUGCAGGCUGCUUACGCUGCUGCUUUUAAGCAAGAAAGGCCUAGCCUUCCGGAAGAUACUCCAGCCGAGCUUGCUUAUAUAAUCCAGUCAUGCUGGGUCGAGGAUCCCAAUAUGCGGCCCAGCUUCAGCCAGAUCAUUCGCAUGCUCAAUGAGUUCCUUUUCAAGCUCAAGCCAUCUUUGCCAGAAACUAACUUGUCUGAGCCGGAGCUGACGAAAAAUGGGACCAUAAUCGAGUUCUCCACCCGCGCAAAGGGGAGAUUUGCUUUCUUGCGCCAACUUUUUGCUACAAAGAAGGCCAUAAACUCGUAGUGAGAAAAAAAGGUGAUAUAUACAGUAGGUUAAUUACAGGUUCAUGGUGUUCGCUUUUCGUGGCAUAUGGUGAACACUUGUGAGAGAUAGAAAAUGGUGUUUGUUCCUUGAAAUCUGUAGAGNUGAGAG
Messenger RNA from Striga asiatica, 1517 nucleotides. The record is from the annotation of a GenBank genome assembly. NCBI's taxonomy places the organism in Eukaryota, Viridiplantae, Streptophyta, Magnoliopsida, Lamiales, Orobanchaceae.